Messenger RNA from Musca vetustissima, 4803 nucleotides. RefSeq names its product regulator of G-protein signaling loco (gene loco). Gene Ontology annotation, molecular function: protein binding; GTPase activator activity. Lineage: Eukaryota; Metazoa; Arthropoda; Insecta; Diptera; Muscidae. Gene Ontology annotation, biological process: signal transduction. The record is from RefSeq and is a predicted model, not a curated record. The transcript has a single exon. The coding region runs from base 1 to 4803 and encodes 1600 amino acids.
AUGCAUCACCAUCAUCCCCAUCCCCCAGCUGUUGCUGCACCCGGAGCAACAACAACAACAUCGAAGUCUUCAACAAAUUCCAAUACACCGGCCGUAGGUGCAACAACAACAUCAUUAGCCAUACCAUUACAACAAGCUGCAAGUACCACAACCAGCAGUACACAACCUCCGCCACCACAACAACAACAGCCACCCACUCAUCGCCGACGUAAGAAACGUCCCAAUUAUGGCACCCGAACCGUUGAGGUGCGACGUGGUUAUAAUGGUUUUGGUUUUACCAUAUCCGGCCAACAGCCAUGUCGUUUGUCAUGCAUUAUUGCAAAUUCACCAGCCGAUCAGGCGGGUCUACGUGCUGGAGAUUUUCUCAUCUCCGUAAAUGGUUUGAAUGUCUCCAAAUUGCCGCAUGAGACAGUGGUACAAUUGAUUGGAAAUUCUUUUGGUAGUAUUCGCAUGCAAAUUGCCGAACAUUAUUAUUCGGAUAGUACGGAUGAAGAGAAUGCAGUGGCGGCUGGUGUUAUGCCAACAAUGCCCCAUAUGGGACCCUCUCGACCACGUUAUAUCUAUCAUAAGACGAAACAACAAAGGCUGCGGCAUCAAUUGCCACAGACAAAGAAAUAUUUUGAUUCUUCGAGUGUAGCAGUGCCGUCGUCGUCUAGGACCAGCAACACUACUGGCCAGCCGUUGAAAAAAUUGCCUCAACCUUUGAUGAAAUCAAUUUCUAUGGAUGCUGCUGCGGCCAGCAAACGUUUCGUAAAUGAGAAAUUGGUUACUUCGGAGGAGUUAGCACCUCCUGCUGCUGCUGGUGGUGGCUCUCAAUCCCACUUGCAACAUCAACAACAACAGGCUGCCGCAAAUUUCCGAGCCUUAGUUAUGCGUGGACCCACCAGUGCCGCCCUGGAGUAUCGCGCCAUUGUUGGCUAUUUGGGUACCAUUGAAAUGCCCAAACAAAUUGCCAACAGCAGUAAACUGCAAACCGUACGAUCCUGCAUACGCAAGCUGAGGCAAGAAAAACGCCAACCCACAGUCGUCCUGAUGAUUAUAUUACCCGAUUGCCUGAAACUGCAAGCCAAUAAUGGUAAAAUCUUGGCCACAUAUCCCUCGGCCCGUUUAAAUUAUGUUAGCUCUUCGUCGGAAAGUGAAAAUCGGUUCUUUGGUUUGGUUACCAGUGCUGUCUAUAGUCCUCAGCUGGAUGAUGUUGAUGAUGAUGACGAGGAAGAAGGGGAUCCGGAAGAGCUGCAGGGUGAAAGGAGCAGAAAUCACAAUGGUGACAAUGCUGCAGAUGAACAACAAAAUUCCCGAAGACCACCGGCACCACCAAACCUAACCACUUCGUCAAGUGUCGACAGUAAUGUCAUCAUCUCGAAUUCGUGUCAUGUCUUUGUGGUCGAUACCAAACUCUGUGAACAUCAACAACACUUAGCCAAAGCCCAAGAAUUUUGCAUAGAAUGUACCAAAGAUCCCAUAUCGAAUUUAUGUCUAGAAUUUCCCAAUAAUUCGGAAUAUGUGGUAAAUUUAAUACGCAGCAUGUACACCAUGCGUAUUGUACCGCCCAUAACACAGCGAUCCAUAUCCGAUGAUCCCACAAUGCAUGGUGGUGGCGCAGGGCGUAAUGAUAAUAUUGCCCACUCCCCGCAGCCGAGUAAUCACAGUGAGGUAUCGACAACAACAUCGAAUUCUGAUUCUGGCAUUGGUUACAAUAAUGAUUGUUCCAAUGUAACGGAUCGCAUAGUUUUGGUGGAUUUUUCACUGCACAAUGCAGGAGCUCGAGGUGGUGGUGGUGUGAGAGCCCCAUCUGGUGGUGGAGGAGCUGCCGCAGGCAAUCAUAAUGUAAUUAUUUCACCCAAACGGCCACAAAAUAUUUGUGAACAAAAUAUAAAUUCCGAUGAGAUACCCUCCAGCAGCAAGCAUCACAUUCCAAACCCACAUCGAAUGGUUGCCACAGAAUCUAAAAUUAACUACAAUAGUCCGGGGCGAUCAUUAAUGGUAUCCCGUUCCUGUGAUGAUGUUUUGAAUUUAAUUGAACAAGAACCCGAUGCGGAUGAUGGACACAAUUUAGAUCCACUAACAUCGGUGGUGCCAUUUCAACAAUGUUAUGCCUCAAUGGAUGAUAUAUCCCUGCAUACAGCCUCCAUGGAAAAUGAGGAUAAAAUUGUGAUAAGCAGAUCUACGAAGCCUGAUAACGUAAAUCCCCUUCAUAUAACUCUAACAAAAGCUGAUAAUGAGAAGAAUUCGAGACAUUCUAAUGAAGGUAGAAGGAAAUCCCUGAAUCUAAAAAUUCCCAACUCAAAUAGUUUACAAAAUCUAACAGAUAUCAGUGAUACGACCACCUCUCCCCUAAAUACAACAACAAGUAAACUAGCAAGUACACCCGAUUUAUCGCGAACAGAUUUUCCCGAUGGUUUAUCCACCUUUGAAAGAGGUUGGAUACAAAGCUCUUUGCGGACACCUCGGGCAGAUAAACACACCAUACAUUUGUCAGCACCAAAUCCCGAGGACGAUGAUAGCCAAGACCAGUUGGAUUUACAAAAACACUAUAAAAGUCCCAGCCUCAGUAGAUCGGCCUCAAUGAACAACGGUGAACGUAGCUCGUUUAAGAAAAAACUAAGCGAUUCUAAGAGCAACGUAAAGAAGGGUCCCACUUCCUGGGGUACAUCUAUUGAAAUACUGCUUGCCGAUCCAGCGGGGCUGAAGACCUUUGCCGAAUUUCUAAAACUUGAAUAUGCUGCUGAAAAUAUUUAUUUUUGGACAGCCUGUGAACGCUAUCGCCAUAUCGAAUCGGAAACGGAACGGCGUGAUCAGGCGCUGGAAAUUUUCAAAAAACAUUUGUCCAGUGGUUCAAUGGAACCGGUCAAUGUGGAUUCACAGGCUCGCGGUUUGGUGGAACGUAAUUUACCCCUAGCCGGACCGGACUUGUUUCAUCCGGCGCAAAAACAAAUUUUUAAUUUAAUGAAAUUCGAUAGCUAUCAACGUUUCCUGCGUUCGGAACUAUACAAACAAUGUCUGCAAGCCGAGAAGAAGGGUAAAUCAUUACCCUAUUCGGGUGAUAACUUGGAUGAUCUGCUCAAGACGACAAAUUUUUCAGAAAGUGCCUCAUUAAAGUUAAAGAAAUCGGCAAGCAACGCCGAAGAGGGGCGCCCACGUAGAAGUCUAUUGCCAUGGCAUCGCAAAACUAGGAGUAAAUCACGUGAUCAGAUAGCCCAGGAUAAUAACAAGGAAUCAUCGAAUUCAAAAUCUCAAAGCUCCCAUGGGCUUAAGCCGAAUGCCAUACAUGGUUCUGCUUCGUCGCUGACAUCCUUUGAUGCCUUGACAUUUAACAAUAACAUGGCCCCCAAUGAUUUGUGUCGUAUCAAAUUUCCAGAUGGUGCUACUACCAUGGUACAGCUGAAGACGCAGGAAACGGUGGCCGAAUUGGUGGAACGUCUAAUGGAAAAACGUAGUAUACGCUAUCAGUUUUUCGAUGUGACCAUUAAAGGGCCACCCAGCAAAUCAGUGGAUCUGAAAUCUCUGGCCAAAGAGUUGGCCAACAAAGAGGUGGAAAUCGAACAACGAGUUGCUUUCAAACUGGAUCUACCCAUACCAAAGGUUAUAUCGGUGAAAAGUAAACCCCGGAAACAACUGUAUGAAGUGGUGCGACCCAUACUACAAAGAUAUCACAUAAAUCCGGAACUGGUGGAGGUGUUAAUGCGUGAUAGCCAAACAAAGGUGGAUCUGACACAAUUGGUGACGUCCGUCAAUGAACAACGUCUCCAGGUGGUUUAUAAAAAAGAGAUGGCAUAUCAUCGUAAGGCUCCCACCAUAACGAAAAAUUCAAUAGCCGAGGGUCUGCAGAGCACACAGACCACAUUGGAUGCAAUUACCAAUAAGGUUUUCAGUGAUCUAAUGCAAGUCAAACAGAGUCAGGAGGAGGCUGGCGGUGGGGCAGCAAUGAAACCCAAAUUCGAUCAAUGCUCAACAAAAUCCGAAGAAUGCCCCUCGGAAAGUUCAUCGUCAUUCUUUAAGAUACGUAAACACAAAAGAGAUUCAAUGAAUAACAAUGCGGUAGCAGUUUCAGGAACAGCAUCCGCGGCAGCAGGAGCAUCGCGUAACAAUAAAACAUCGAAAAAGUUGAACAUUCUACCAUCAUCACAAUUGGUUGGUGAAAAUAAAAUCAUUCCGAAUAAAUUAAUAAAAACGGGAAUAAAGCUUCCGCUACCCUUAAAAGGGGUUGAUAAACAAGAUGAUCUACUGGAAGAUUUAAAACGGGCUCAAUUGGCCCGCUUGGAAGAUCAACGGGGCACGGAAAUAAAUUUUGAAUUACCGGAAUUUCUGAAAAACAACGAUACCACGACGAAUCAACUAAACAAAUCGAAUAAUAGUGGAGAAAAUGUGAACUCGAAUGAAGAACAAAAACCAGAAACACCAAUUGAGAGGCCACCACAGCCGGCACCUCGACAUUCCAUUAGUAAUAAGUCGAAAACAAUUACCACACCCACAUCUCCCAUAAAAACCGGUGGCGAUUCAGCAAUUGAUAACAAAUCAGAACAAUUGGAUAAUUUUAAUACUCCCGCAAAGGGUCCACCACCUUUACCACCCAAACCGAAAGUUCUGCCCAUAAAACCCUCAAAUUGGGGUGUCAACAUUGCCCAACUCAAGCAAAUGUCGCCGACAACACCACCACCACCUCUCCAACCAUCGCCCACACCCUCCAUCGCAUCACCCCAAUUGACAAAUGUAAAUGUUGUUGCUGUUCCCGCCACUUCAUCAAAUUCCAGUCCAAAUGGUCGUUGCGCCUAUUUGGAUCAACCUAGUAGUAGUUUUGUUUAA